AGGAACUUGAACUUGGAAGUCUCCACAUUUCCGUAGUCAUGACAUUAUUUUCCUCCUUAACUCCAGUCUUCAUAGCAAUUAUAUGUGUUUUGAUUGGGGUAAUACUGAAGAAGACUAACAGAGAGAAGGAAAAAAGUGACACUAGAAGCAAGCCCAUAUCUCGCCCAUGGGUGGAUGAAGAUCUAAGAGAUGGCACUGAUCACCACUUAGAGGAAGAAGAGGUUGAUGAAGAGUGGCAAGGAGUUGAUGAAAAUGUUGCCCAUGUCCCCUUCAUUGCAGAGCGCUACUCUGAGGCUGAAAUGAUUAAAAGGUCACGGUCAUUUUAUGAGCUUCUUGAUAAGAGGCGGUCUGUCAGGUUUCUCAGUGAUGAGCCAGUCCCCAGGGAGGUUAUUGAUAAUGUCAUCAGAACAGCAGGUACUUCACCCAGUGGAGCGCACACUGAGCCCUGGACCUUUGUGGUAGUGCAAGAUCCAGAUUUAAAACAUAAGAUUCGGGAGAUUGUAGAAGAAGAAGAAGAAAUAAACUACAAAAAAAGGAUGGGAGAUAGAUGGGUCAAUGACCUGAAGAGAUUAAGAACAAACUGGAUCAAAGAAUACUUGGACACUGCCCCCUAUCUGAUCCUUAUUUUCAAGCAGGUGUAUGGAAGACUUCCAAAUGGCAAAAAGAAGACCCACUACUACAAUGAAAUCAGUGUAUCUAUUGCCUGUGGCAUGCUGCUUGCUGCACUGCAGAAUGCUGGUCUGUACACAGUGACCACCACACCCCUGAACUGCGGUCCCCAGCUGCGGGCGCUGCUCCAGCGCCCAGCCAACGAGAAGUUGCUCUUGCUGCUCCCUGUGGGCUAUCCCAAGAAAGAUGCCACUGUGCCUGCAUUGACUCGAAAGCCAUUAGAAGACAUCAUGGUGGUCAUGUGAACCCAGGGCCACAAGGAGAGAGCACAACCUACUGCCUGCUAGGAAGCAGCAGCCCAUUGAAGUUGUUGAUGCUUUUCAUGUGUAUUAUGCCCAGCUUUAAUGCUCACGUAUUACUGCUGCUCUGGCUGUUUACACUCGUGCACCUUUUAGUGCUAGUAACCACGGUGCCUGCUUCUACUAACAGCAGCAAGUAGUCAUGCAUGAUGCAUUUAACAGGCACUAUUACCAAUGAACCUGACCAGUUGUUCCAAGAGACAAUUACAGUAAUAUUCUAAUGACCUUCAUCACUUUAUUUUUCUUAUGCAUUGUAGGGACAGAUCUUUCCUUGAACGAGAACACGUAUUUUCCUUAUACUUUUGUGAUUACCACUGAAGAGCUGUUCUUACUUCAUAACUUUAAUGGAGGUUGUAUAUCACAGAAUCAUAGUUCCACUAAGGGUGGAAAAGACCUCCAAGGUUAUCUAGUCCAAUUGUACACCUACCACAAAUAUUUCCCCACUAAACCAUGUCCCUCAGUACAACAUCUAAACAUUUCUUGAACACCUCCACGGAUGGUGACUCCACCACCUCCCUAGGCAGCCUGUUCCAGUGCCUGACUACUCCUGGACCUGAACCUCUCCUGGCACAGGCACUGAGUAAACUGCCC
Molecule: messenger RNA, 1559 nt
Organism: Phasianus colchicus (ring-necked pheasant)
Lineage: Eukaryota; Metazoa; Chordata; Aves; Galliformes; Phasianidae
Gene: IYD
Product: iodotyrosine deiodinase
Cellular component (GO): plasma membrane
Molecular function (GO): oxidoreductase activity
Source: RefSeq, a predicted model, not a curated record